AUGAAGUUCUCUUUGAUCUCUGUGCUUCGCGGAAGUGGAUUCUUGACGCUUGGAUCGGAAGCAGUGGCAUUGAAAAUACAAUACCUCACUUUUGUUUUUAGUGCGCUUUCGAUCCCGAUUUUGGUGAUCGCAGUCUCGAUCGGACUGAUUUUGGAAGCUGAGUUCUCUCGCCAUGGUGUAGCAACAUUUCGUGUCGUCUUCUCAAGAUUGUACAUCAUGCAGCGAGACGAUCCAGUACUGUUACCGGUGGGGACAGAAGUAAGUGCGAAGUACAAAGGAGCGUUCUGCGAAGCCAAGAUCCGGAAAGUUGCCAGGAAUGUGAAGGCUGUGGUUGCUUUGAAAUCCGGUGGCACGAGUCACACGUUGAAUGAAGAAAAUAUUCGUGGAAAACUCUUGGUCGGUGAAGAAGUUCAAGUGAAGCUUCCAAAUCAGAAAGAUUGGACUGAUGGGACCAUCACGAAACUCAAGGAUUGUAGCGUGUAUACAGUUGUUUUUGACGACGGGGACAUCAACUCGCUUCGCAGAUCCGCACUGUGUCUGAAAUCUGGGCGCCAUUUCGCGGAAGGAGAAACUCUAGACCAGUUACCCUUAACACAUCCCGAGCAUUUCGGAACCCCAGUGCAAUCCGCUUCUACGCGUCGCAGUCGACGUCCGGAACCAGAACCCCCGUCCUCUUCUUCAGACUCUUCAUCAGAAGAUGACGAACGUGGACAAUCGUACCCGAAAAAGGCCCCGUCUGUUGGUCAAGUCGUUUGUAUCGUUCUGGGCGACAAGAAGCGCCAAAAGGACAAUUGGAUUCCGGGUCUCGUUGUGGCGCCAACUGCGCAGGAUACUGUCAAAAUCAAAGUGUCUUCUGAGUGUCUCGUGCGAUCUUUUCAAGAUGGACGAUAUUACACCGUACCUAAUAAGGAGAUUCAAAGGUUUUCUCGCGAAGUCGGCGAAAAGGUGGAGACUUCAACGUUGAAAGCCGCUGUGGAAAAAGCGCUUUUGUACCUGGACAAAGACGAGCUUCCGCCCCACUGGGAUCGUGAUGUGCUUUUCGGGAAAGACAUGAUUUCUGAUCGGGAUUCUUCCAAUAGUGAUGUCUCCGACAACGAAUCUCGAGAGCAGAAGGAUUAUUUCAUUGCGCAGUUGAUCAAGUACAUGGAUGAUCGCGGCACACCGAUGAACAAACCACCUAUGAUCGGCUCUAUGGACCUCGAUUUGCAUCGUUUGUACAAGAUAGUGAAGAAACUCGGUGGCUUCAACCGAGUGAACAACAACUCCCAGUGGCGCCAAGUGCACGAAAGCAUGGGCUUCCCUUCGUCGUCCUCCGCAAGCGGCGUCACUCAGAUUAAACAAGCCUACAAACGCCACCUGAAGGGGUUUGAAGAGUUCAAUAGGAAACUGGGUUGCACUCUCGCAUCUCCUCGAGGUCGUCGGAACUCAUCUGCUCGCAGUCUUGUCCGAGGUGCGGAAAAGUCUCGUGGUCUUUUCGCUGCGAAGGCUGCCGCCACUCCGAAACAGUCUAAACCGGAACCGACUCCAGUUUCAACACCCGCGGAAUCGGAAACUGAAACCCCGAAGGUGGAAGCCAAAAAGCGCGGAAGGAAGAAGCUCGUUGACUCAAAAGAUAGUUCCCGAGAAGUGUCUCCACAAACGCGAGCUGGGAAAAAAGUUGAAGAAGAAAGGGCCAAAGCCGAGGAGGAACAGAAGGAAGAACCCGUGCCUCCGGUUGUUGUGAAAUCUCAGUCUCGGAAAUCGUCCGUUGCGUCGGUGAGUGAGGAUUCGAAGACCCCGAGUUCGAAGAAAGUGGACGAGAAGAAGACUGAAGUGGUUGAGAAGAAACCGGAGCCUGUGUUUGAAGAACCCUCUCUCGAACCCCCGAGAACCCCUACGAGAAGUGAAGGGAGGGAGUAUUUUGUGCACUACACUGGCUGGAAUGUUCGAUGGGACGAAUGGGUUUCUCGCGGACAAAUCAUCGCCAAUUUCACGCACCCAUUUCCUAAUCAGAGCUCUGCUCCGAGGUCUGCGAGAAGAGGACGAAGUCUUGGCUCGAGAAUGGAACAUGAAGAAAUUCGGUUGAGUGCUCGGAAUAAGCGGGAAUCCAAAGAAGGCACUAAGGAAAGCGAACCACGCUCUCGUUCGGGAACCCCGAGCUCUGUUGCUUCAGCUGGUAGUUGCGGUUCAGCCCCUCAACUCACACGCUCAUUAUCAGUUUCACCCUCAUUGGAUAAACCCGGAAAACCCGCGAGUCCCGCGAAGAAACCCGCGAUACCCAAGCCCGCGAAACCCGCAAAGGACCAAAAGGACAACAUGACGACGCCGAGCAAAAGGGAUAAGCCUGUUUCUGCGACUUCGGAGUCGCCGAAAGUUGCCAAGCGAUUGCGGGUAGAGGAAGUGUCGGAUAAGGCGAGAAGAGACAUUCUUGGGCUUGGGGCCAAAGGGAAGAAUUCGGCGGAUGACGUGUAUGAGUUUGAUGAUGCGGAAGAGUUGCCGGAUAUUAAAUUUGCUGGACGUUGGGCUGGGAAAGCGACGCCAGAGAAGCGACCGGAAAUGACCGCCGUUGUGGUGAAGGAGGAAGAAUUACCUGAAGUCAAACCCGUUGUUGAGCAAGUUGCCAAUAUGGGAACAAUGAUUCUAAGUGUGGCUGAGCAUCGUCCUGAAGCUGAAACAAAACCAACAGAGGUGCCUACGGUUAUUAAACCUCCAGUUGUGCCAAUUCCUCUUAACUUGACGCCUGCAACCUCUGCUGGACCAACACCUGCUGAUCCGUCACCACUUCCACCACCUCCUCCUCUUCCUCCUCAGCCUGCGAAAAAGAAUUUAGCCAAAGAACCCGUCCCAGAAAAGACUUCUGCUUUAAAGCCAAAUCAGGUUACCCCAACACCUGCACCUGCUGUCUUCAAGCCUCCGGUUAUUCCAACUCCAGUUCCUGAACCAACAGUGGAAAAGAAGCCGAAUGUAGAGCCUGUGGAUAACGUGUGGACUCUUGAGGCUGUUCCUGUCGACAAGGAAGAAAAAAUUCAAGUCGCUCUACCAAUAUCUAAGCCGGACUCAGCAGCGAAGCCGGCGAAAAGCAAGGCGAUUUCAAAACCUGUCGCUCCUGAAGCUGUGACGUUGAAGCCCAUAUCUGUAGAUGCACCUGUUAAACCCUCCGAGCCUGAGAAAACGCCUCCCCAGAAGAAGCAGAAGAAGCCAAAAAAACCGGAAUCCCCUCCGGAUGUCGCGCCGAUUCAACAAGUGGAAAAAGAACCCGCGAAACUCUCUCCUCCCGAACCCCCAGUGAGAACCCUGAAACCCAGAGCUGGGCCAUCGUUCCGAGCAACCCCGGUACCAAGAAUAGAGUCUCUGAUGCCUGUUCGAAGAUGGCCUAUGCAUGCGAAAGAAAUCGAGACCGGCAAGGAUCUGAUGAGUGAGAAGAAACCCAAGGAAGAUCCAGUUCCGAAACCGCUGGAAAAUGUCGUUAGAACCCGGCAGUUUAAAGUCGAGCCCAGGGUUUUGCGGGUCGAGCCACCGAAGGAAAAGAAGCUUCGGGAACAAAAGGAGAAGAAACCCAAAGAACCGAUUCCGUCAAAAGCCAAGGAACCGAGUUCUUCUUCUGCUGCUGCUGCUGUUGCUACUCCUCUUAUUCUUCCCCCACCACAACCUCCGCCACCUGAAAUCCCAAUUACUCAGGAACCCAAGAAUCCCCCGAAGGAACCCAAGAAUCCCCCCAAGGAACCCAAGAAUCCCCCCAAGGAACCCACAGUUCCUGAACCACCCAGCAAAGACCCCAAGCCCGUGGAACCCGUUUCGGCUCCAGAUCCCCCCAUCGCCGCAGCUCCCAAGCCUGAAGAACCCCCAAAAAUCCAAGAAACUCCCGAGGAAGUCACCAAAGAAAAAUCUCCGCCCAAAGACCAACCAGUAAAGGAUUCAUCAUCGUCGAAGGAAUUAGUUCCGGAAAAAACGCUCGAAGAACCCCUGCAGGAGAAACCCGUUUCAGAGCCUACUUUCCGCGUCUUACAACCACCUGAACCUGUGAAAGAGACGAAGAAGUCCUCGUUGUUGUGCUUGGAAACGAUACCCUUGAGUCCACCCCCGGUAUUAGUCAAGGAAGAAUCACCACCGGAAGUGCAACAAACGUUGCAAGUGGCGUCUCAAGAAAGGACGACUAGUAAAGACUCGGUUCUCAGGUUGCCGAAACCCGUCAAAGAGAAAACGCCGGAAGUGGAAGAUGAUAGAAGCAAGAUCAUCCCAAGGAAACGUCGCUUCAUCAAGGAAGAAGCCGAGGAGCUGAAAGUCAAGGAACCCGUUCCCGAGAAACCCCAGCAACAGUUGUCUUCGCCGAUGAUGCAACAAGAGCAGCAGCAAGUGUCGAGGAAGCCAAAACCAAUGGCGUCGUUGUCGCCGGUAGUUCGGCUGCCGAUGCGACGUGAAAAGCCAGGCUUGGAUUCACAAAAGAACAGUGACGACGAAUCUGAAUCAAUCGACAGCAAUGGAUCGGCGAGUAAAAUUUUGGCUCGUCAGCGUCGCGUUCGACCUCCUGCUUCCACACUGGAGAUUCUCAAGAAAGCUUUCAGAAAAAAAUCCGAUUUCGACGCGAUUUUCGCGAGCAACCUUUUGGGCCCGAAACAAGUCGACCUGAGGAAAGUCCUAGUCGGUUAUGAGCAUCUCUUCGAACCCGUCGAUCCAAGUUUGAGCGAGGAAGAAUUUGAUUCGCAGCUGCUGAAGCGAUUGAACGAGGUGAAAACCGUUUACCAAGCCAUGAAAACCGAGCUGCUUGGAAUCGACAAAAAGAUCAAAGGAGUUUUGAAGCAGGCUGGACCUGAAUGA
This is a messenger RNA of Notodromas monacha, 4794 nucleotides long. Lineage: Eukaryota; Metazoa; Arthropoda; Ostracoda; Podocopida; Cyprididae. The record is from the annotation of a GenBank genome assembly.